UCAUGGUAGCGGAGAAGGAGUACAUCGAAACACACUUAUCCGUCAGUCGUGUGAAAGUGAUUGUCGGAUAGGUGGAUCAUUGUAAUGAUCUGUUUAAACGUACAUAAUGUCUAAUUUUUUACGAAUUCUAGUUUUCGGGGUGCUUUUUAGCUUCGCGAAGACCGACAUGCCUCAUCCCUGGUAUGAAACCUUACCGGCGGUGGCUAUGGAUUACAAAGUCCACAUCGACGCCAGAAAAGAAGAUUGUUACUUUCAAUAUGUUAAUGCUGGCGCUACUUUCUACGUAAAUUUCCAGGUGAUACGUGGUGGAGAUGGUAAAGCUGGAUUUGCAGUGAGAAAUCCAGAAGGAGUAAUAGUUCAUCCAUACCAGUGGCUUGCUAAUUCAGACUACCAAGACACUGCAAAGAAUGCUGGUUACUAUAGUAUAUGUAUAAGUAAUCAGUUCUCUGGAUUUUCUUCAAAAUUAGUUAAUUUAUAUAUCACUGUGAUCAGAUACGACGAAUGGGCCAAACACUCCAAGGAGCUAGAGGAAUUGAAUCUUUCUGUUGAAAACUUUACGACUGCAAUAACGCACGUGGAAAGAAACAUAAACGAAAUACUUCAGAGUCAGCAUUUGAGUAGGAGUAGGGAAGCACGAGAUUUAAAUUUGUUAAUGGAUAACAAUUUUUAUGUCCAAUCAUGGUCUGUCAUGCAAAUAAUCGUCAUAAUGAUAACAACGACUAUACAAGUAUAUUUUGUAAGAAAACUUUUUGAGGUAAAACCAUCUAAAUAUUCAAAAAUGGGCAUAUGAAAUAGUCGUAAUCAAUUGCUGUGUUAAAGAUGAGAUUCGGUAAAGAAAUUUGCUACGUUUAUUGUGAUAAAGUAAUGUCAAAGUUGCUGGACUUCCAAUUUGAUAACGUAGUACUUUUUACUUCCAGAACAUUAUAUAUUUAGAUUAAAGUUCAUUGUAUUCUUGAUAACAGCAUAAUACUCCCUUUUUACGAGAAGCUGUAAUUGCAUCAGCAUAAGACUGUACUGAUUUUCAUACUUGCACACAUAAAACAUUCCGCUUAUCGUUUAAAACUGUGGAACAUUUAUUAUCACUUAUUUUAUCAAUCAUCAGCAUUUUAAUACAAACAUACGAAUUAUAUUUAUGGAUCGAUAGAUUGAUUAGAGAAGUUUAUAUUGUACUCAU
Colletes gigas is the source of this 1174-nucleotide messenger RNA. RefSeq names its product transmembrane emp24 domain-containing protein 5-like. NCBI's taxonomy places the organism in Eukaryota, Metazoa, Arthropoda, Insecta, Hymenoptera, Colletidae. Gene Ontology annotation, biological process: Golgi organization; intracellular protein transport; endoplasmic reticulum to Golgi vesicle-mediated transport. Gene Ontology annotation, cellular component: endoplasmic reticulum; COPII-coated ER to Golgi transport vesicle; endoplasmic reticulum-Golgi intermediate compartment. The coding region runs from base 107 to 790 and encodes 227 amino acids. The transcript has 4 exons. The record is from RefSeq and is a predicted model, not a curated record.